AUGUUCGAGAAUCUGUGCACGCUGCCGCUCACCUCCGACCUCUUCACACAGGUCCUCCAUCCCUCCGAGCCGCUGCUUACCGUCGGCUUGUCCAGCGGCCAUGUCGAGACCUUCAGGCUGCCCUCCUCUGACAGCUCCUCUGACGACGAGGGCAACGAGAACAACAGCAUCACGAACGGCAAGGGUCUGAUCAACAGCGUGUGGAGCACACGGAGGCAUAAGGGCAGCUGUCGCUCACUUGCGUACAGCCACGAUGGACAAUCUCUCUACUCCGCCGGCACCGACUCAAUAGUCAAGCACUUCUCCCCCGAGACCGGCAAGGUCACCUCCAAGAUCGGCAUCCCGCCGCGCGGCGCGCAGCCCGAUGCGCCCGCCAUCAUGCACGCGCUCACGCCGCAGACGCUGCUGCUCGGCACCGACUCGGGCGCCCUCUACAUCUACGACCUGCGCGACGGCGGGUCCCUCGACGCCCGCCCCGUGCGCAAGCAUUUUCCCCACGACGACUACGUGACCAGCAUCUCCCCACUGCCGCCCUCCGCCGAGAGCACAUCCGGCUUGCCCAAGCAGUGGGUCUCGACCGGCGGCACGACGCUUGCGGUCACGGACGUGCGCCAUGGGAUCAUUGUGCGGAGCGACGACCAGGAGGACGAGCUGCUAUGCUCAACGGUGAUACCGAGUGGGCUGGGGCCAAAGCGCUUGAGGAGCAAUGCUGUUGUGGCGGUGGGUAUGGGCUCGGGCGUGCUCACCUUGUGGGAUCGCGGCGCGUGGGAUGACCAGCAGGAGCGAAUAUAUGUAUCCGGUGGGAAGGGGCACAAGGAUGCGGAGAGUCUGGAUGUCAUAGCUCGCGUGCCAGACGAGCUAGGCUGGGGCAAGAAAGUCGUCGUCGGGCUGGGCGAUGGUAGUCUCGCAGUCGUGGACCUGAAGCAGAGAGAGGUCCAGCACAGACUGAGGCAUGACGAUGUGGAGGGCGUCACAGCACUGGGCUUUGACUGCCAAGGGCGCAUGAUAAGUGGAGGCGGGCGAAAUGUUAAGGUCUGGGCUGAUGCCUCCGAGGGUCAAGAGGAAGACGAGGAGGAGGACAGUGAUGACGAAGAAGAAGCUGGAGGCCGUGGUACCAAACGGCCCGCAGAUAGUGACGACGAUAGCGACAGUGACAGCGAUGCGAAACCGGCAAAGCAGAUUAGGAAAAAGAGAAAGGGGAAGGGGGCCCAGAGAGCUGUGGCAUUCCCGGGAUUGGAUUAG
Phaeoacremonium minimum UCRPA7 is the source of this 1242-nucleotide messenger RNA. RefSeq names its product putative wd repeat-containing protein jip5 protein. The coding region runs from base 1 to 1242 and encodes 413 amino acids. The transcript is spliced from 2 exons. Gene Ontology annotation, molecular function: protein binding. The record is from RefSeq and is a predicted model, not a curated record. NCBI's taxonomy places the organism in Eukaryota, Fungi, Ascomycota, Sordariomycetes, Togniniales, Togniniaceae.